GGAAGGGAUUGGCGGCCCGGCGGCCCCCCCUCGCCCCGGUUGGCGCUGGCUCUGAGCCGCCGCCGCCGGAGGAGCGACGAGGCGGAGCCGACCGGGAGGAAAAAAAAGAAAUGCAGAGCUGGCAUCUGGCGCGCACACGCCGCGGAAUAGUCGCAGGAGGCGCCAGCCCGCUGGAUUCCCCCUCUCGGCCGGGCGGGGAGAUGCUGAAGGGCAGCACCCGUUGAUUUGCUGCCUGCCCCUGCCGCACGGCUGGGACUCCCCCCACCCCACCCCAGGUCCCUCCCUCCGUCAAUUCCUUCUCUUUCUCCAGUUCUCUCCAACUCCCUGGCAUCCCCGGUGCGCACACAGUCAUGAAGGCAGACCCUGUUCCCUCGGGGAAGACUGCCGGCCUCUUUUUCCUGGGGCUGCUUUGCCUUGCCUUGGCUUCGGAAAGGGCUGUCUACACGAACCAUUUUCUGGUGGAGAUUCACAAAGGGGCAGAAGCCGAGGCCAAGCAGCUGGCUGCAGAGUAUGGCUUCAGUGGGGUCAGGAAGCUUCCUUUUGUCCAGGACGGAUACCACUUUUAUCACAACGGCUUGCCCAAGAUUCGGAGACGCCGUAGCGCUCAGCAUCAGCUCCACUUGGAAAAGGAUCCUCGGAAUGCCCCAGAACAUCACGUCCCUUCCAUGCCCCAGCCACGCCCCCAUACAGGCAUGCACCCGGGGCGUUGCACCCCAUCCUGUCCCAUUGCCGCUACGCCACUGCUGGGUGUAAAAAGAGACAACUUGGCUUCUAUGUAA
This is a messenger RNA of Sphaerodactylus townsendi, 779 nucleotides long. It is a transcript of the gene PCSK2, whose product is annotated as proprotein convertase subtilisin/kexin type 2. NCBI's taxonomy places the organism in Eukaryota, Metazoa, Chordata, Lepidosauria, Squamata, Sphaerodactylidae. The record is from RefSeq and is a predicted model, not a curated record. The transcript is spliced from 3 exons. Bases 351 to 779 code for a protein of 142 amino acids.